AUGGCAUGGUAUCAGCGUUGCAACGAGUAUUUUCUCACGAGAUACCGGACCGGGUCUGACGCUUGGCCGAUCCCAAGCAGGGUCUCAGGCCAGCCCGUUGACAGAAGUCACGAUUAGUGGCGGAACUUCACCAUGUCCUUCCCCUUUUCGCCUUUGAUUUCCCUGCCUGGAUUUGGGAUUUUUGGUCAGUGGCGGAAGAGAGUUUAGGCUUUCAAUCAAUCGGAUAGAGGCUCCGAUGAAGACGAAAGAUUGUGAAUUUCAUAGAAUUCUUUUAUGAAUAUAUAAUAGGAUUGGAAUUUGAUGGAAAUGGAGGGGGGAAGUUCGUCGGGAUCCGCCGGAGGAACUCAAACCCACCACCGCUUCUCCCCAAUGCGCUCAAGAGCAUUCUAUAGAUUUACACAGCAGAACCUUCCAGCUUGUAAACCUGUUCUUACGCCAGGAUGGGUAAUAAUGACUUUUCUGAUCAUGGGCAUUGUUUUUGUUCCUGUUGGACUUGUUUGCCUUCAUGCUUCUGAAAGUGUUGUGGAAAUCGUGGACCGUUAUGAUGUUGAAUGCAUACCUGAGGCUUAUAGAAGUAAUAAAGUAGCUUAUAUCAAGGAUAGUUCAAUUUCAAAGAACUGUAAUCGAACAAUAAAGUGGCAACACCCAAAAGAUACCUCUCUGUUUCAUCCACCUGCUCUAACAUCACGGGUUCAGAAGCAUAUGAAGGCACCAAUUUAUAUCUAUUAUGAACUUGAUAACUACUACCAGAACCAUCGGCGGUUUGUAAAAAGUAGGAACGACAAACAACUCCUUUAUGGAUUAAAGUACAAAGACACUAGUUCCUGCAAACCUGAAGAGUCAAGCAAUGGUCUCCCAAUUGUUCCUUGUGGGUUGAUUGCCUGGAGUUUGUUUAAUGAUUCUUAUGCCUUUGUACGUGAUCGAGGAGAAAUGAAUGUCAACAGGAAAAAUAUUGCUUGGAAAAGUGAUCGGGAGCAUAAGUUUGGGAAGCAUGUAUAUCCCUUUAAUUUUCAAAAUGGAACCUUAAUUGGUGGAGGAAAACUUGACCCAAGCAUUCCUUUGAGCGACCAAGAGGAUCUCAUAGUGUGGAUGCGUACUGCUGCUCUGCCUACCUUCAGGAAACUGUAUGGUAUAAUUGAAGAGGAUAUAGAUGCAGAUGAGAUCAUAACGGUACAUCUUGUUAACAACUACAAUACUUACAGCUUUGGGGGGAAGAAAAAGAUUGUUCUUACAACAUCCAAUUGGCUGGGAGGCAAAAAUGGUUUCCUUGGGAUGGCCUAUAUUGCCAUUGGCACCUCCUUCGUUCUGAUCUCAGUCUUGUUUGCUUUGAUUCAUGUGAAAUACCCAAGGCCCCGUGGGGAUCCAACUUAUUUGUCUUGGAAUAGAAAAAGCAACGCCAGCUAAUGUGAGGUUUCUGGACCAGUAGUUUCAACCGCAUUAAUAUUUUUCUUCAACGGACAAGUUUUAUGAUUGAAAUCUAGGUUUCAGAAUAGGUUAUUUUCUUUUCCUACUCAGGCCUCAAACAAUUCAAUUUACUAUGCCACUGGGGUGGCUCAUUGUCAGAAUCCAUGCAGUUUCAUGUGGCCAAUCGCUGGCCGGUGGUCAUCCAGAUUAGCUAUAUGGUGUCAUUGAUGCUUAGCAUCCCAAUUACAGACUGUAUAUAUAUGUAUGCUUGGUGCUGGUGGAAUCAAGGGUGACAGAUUUUGAGAAUCUUGUCCUUUUUCUUUCAAAAUUCUCCCAUGUAUUUCUUCGUGUAUUUACCCCACCAGGCUAUUCUCACCUUAAUGGACAGUUUUAUUUUGGUGUGUAAUGUUAGUAACUCAGUACAUAAACUGUAACCCCAUCUUUAUAUAUAAAUCACGGUUUUAAGGCAA
Messenger RNA from Elaeis guineensis (African oil palm), 1874 nucleotides. The record is from RefSeq and is a predicted model, not a curated record. Lineage: Eukaryota; Viridiplantae; Streptophyta; Magnoliopsida; Arecales; Arecaceae.